AAUGACGAAAAGUUGUCUGAUGCAAUGUCGAAAAAGUUGAAUAAACAACAGCAACAACCAAUCCUACUACAGCCGCCUCAAUUUGAGAAUAAUGGCGGUGAAUCUAAAGAUGAAGAGAAAUUUUCGCAUUUCGAAAAAUAUGUUUUGUUGGAUAAUAAGAACGUUAAAGUUAAGGUUAUUAUUCGUGAGGUGAUGAAAGACUUUCGCAAAUUUGAAGGGGAUACAGGGAGUCCUGAAGUUCAAGCUGCUGUCUUGACAGUUCGUAUUCUCAAGCUUCAUCAACACAUCAAAAAAGCCCGAAGAGACAGUCUCAGAUAUCGACGACUACUAAAGAUGGUACAAAGGAGACAAAAGAUACUCAAAUUUCUGAAGGAGAAUGAUUUGGAUUGUUAUUUUACUUGUUUGAAAAAACUGGGGUUAGAUCAGAAAGUUAUUGAAGAGCAAAUUGUUAU
This is a messenger RNA of Ambispora leptoticha, 452 nucleotides long. NCBI's taxonomy places the organism in Eukaryota, Fungi, Glomeromycota, Glomeromycetes, Archaeosporales, Ambisporaceae. The record is from the annotation of a GenBank genome assembly.